This is a messenger RNA of Pristis pectinata (smalltooth sawfish), 2048 nucleotides long. RefSeq names its product serine incorporator 1-like. The transcript is spliced from 10 exons. NCBI's taxonomy places the organism in Eukaryota, Metazoa, Chordata, Chondrichthyes, Rhinopristiformes, Pristidae. The record is from RefSeq and is a predicted model, not a curated record. Gene Ontology annotation, cellular component: membrane. Bases 82 to 1485 code for a protein of 467 amino acids.
CAGUGGCAAGGGGACAGGGGCUCACACCUGGCUGACGUCAGGAGGCGCCGGCUCGCACAGUCGCUGCCAGACUGCAACAACAUGGGCUGGCGUCUGGUCACCACCGUCAGCAGCUGGAUCCCAUGUCUGUGCAGUAGUGCUCCAUGCCUGGUGUGCUCAUGUUGUCCAACUGGGAGAACUUCAAUUGUAACACGAUUGGUGUAUACAACUAUUUUAUUAAUUGGUACAUCUGUUGCUGGCAUCAUGCUUGUACCUGGAGUGGAAGAUCAAUUGAGGAAGAUUCCAGGAUUCUGCGAGUUUGGUUAUAAUGCCCAAUUGCCUGAAGAGAAUCCUGCAAUAUGCAGAGUGUUAGUUGGUUACAAGUCUGUGUAUCGCACCUGUUUUGGAAUGGCCACUUUCUUUUUGCUAUUAGCUCUGCUUAUGAUCAAUGUGAGAAAUAGCAAAGAUCCCAGAGCCCUGGUACACAAUGGUUUCUGGCUUUUCAAGUUUGGAGCACUUGUAACAAUAAUGGUUGGUGCAUUUUAUAUCCCUGAAGGAUACUUCAGCCGAGUAUCAUUUGGAAUUGGUUCAGCUGGUGCCUUUUGUUUUAUCCUUACACAACUGGUCCUGCUGGUCGAUUUUGGCAACUCUUGGAAUAAAUCCUGGUUGAAAAAAUCAGAAGAGGGUGGAUCACGAUGUUGGCAUUUUGCACUUCUAUCAGUUACAUGCCUGAACUAUGUUUUGUCAUUAACCACUGCAAUCCUCUGCUAUGUGUUUUACACUGCAGUAGAUGGCUGUAUUGAAAAUAAAUUUGUUAUUAGCUUCAACACACUUAUUUGUGUUGUUGCCUCUUUAAUAGCAGUUCAUCCAAAGAUCCAGGAAUUUCAGGUUUGUACUGGUCUUCAACCCUCCAUCAUCACUCUGUAUAUUAUGUACCUUACCUGGUCAGCGAUGACAAAUGAGCCUGAUGAUAAAUGCAAUCCCAACAUAAUGAGCUUUUUUGAACAGACAUCUCCCAGCUCUGACUUUGAUAACAACACUGCAAUCACAACUGAUGCCUUAGACAGAGGAUUAAAAUGGGAUAUCCAAAGCAUUGCAGGAUUGGUCUUAUUUCUUAUUUGCAUCUUGUAUUUGAGCAUUAGGAAGUCGAGCUGCACACAGAGGCAUGGCCAGUCCAUCAAUAAUACUGAUGCUGGCUCUUUGGAAAGUGUAUCAAUCCAGGAGGGCUGUGAAGAAGUGCAUCGGUUUCAGGAUAAUGAAAAGGAAGGGGUUCAUUACAGUUACUCUUUUUUCCACUUCAUUCUUUUUCUGGCAGCCAUGUAUGUUAUGAUGACACUAACUAACUGGCACAGUCAUAGACCUGAUUUCAAGAGCAUUUCAAGCAGUUGGAUUGCAGUAUGGAUGAAGAUUGCUUCCAGCUGGGUGUGCAGUUCCCUUUACAUCUGGACUCUUCUGGCUCCUCUGGUUCUGUCCAAGCAAGAGGAUUUUGAAGAACACCUAAACUGAGAAUGAAGUGGAAAAAGCAGCAUGGAAGAGGAGUUCAUUUACUCAACCCUGAGAUACUUAAUAAAACCUAUCUUAGCAAAUAACAGCUCUACAUCAAUCUAAAUAUACAUACUCAAACUGCCAUUAAUCUUUGUGGCCAAAGAACAUGCAUCAGAGUUAUUGAUAAAUAAGUUAAUGAUUUAACCAUGGGUAACCUGCUCAUUGGAUUGAUAAUGGAUAUCAGAUGAAUUUCCAUUGUGAGGACUAAACAUUCUGUUAUUUGUGGAGUCUGUGAGGUAAUUAUAAUUUUUCUGUGCAUGUAUACACCAACACUAGUGCACACAGUUGCAAAGAUUAAGAGAAUACAGAAAAAAUGUCAACCAACUACAGAAAUUGUGGGAGAAGGGUCACAUAGAUUGAUAAUCAUUUUAGUCACUAUGGCCAUUAUUAGUUCUGAGAUUUUUUUAACUAACUCUGACUUUGCUUGUAUCUGUAGUCAUCAUGGCUUGUAAUAACCAUAAUGUGUACUACCAAAAUGAUGAUAUUGUUAUCACAUAUAUAGCAAUAAAAUAUAUCAUUCCAAU